Messenger RNA from Sclerotinia sclerotiorum 1980 UF-70, 171 nucleotides. RefSeq lists its product with no specific name. NCBI's taxonomy places the organism in Eukaryota, Fungi, Ascomycota, Leotiomycetes, Helotiales, Sclerotiniaceae. The transcript is spliced from 3 exons. The coding region runs from base 1 to 171 and encodes 56 amino acids. The record is from RefSeq and is a predicted model, not a curated record.
AUGACUAGUAGAAGAGAACUACUAUGUAAGUACUACGUAUAUAAGAAGAUUGCUAGCUCAUCUGUGAAUUGGUCUCAUCAUCAUCAUCGUCUAAACUAUCUUCUAAUUAUCGUUCUAAUCACACUCGAAAUCGAAAUAGAGCUGAUGAUUACACUACCACGGGCAAAGUAA